This is a messenger RNA of Penicillium diatomitis, 861 nucleotides long. Its product is annotated as WW domain-containing protein. The record is from RefSeq and is a predicted model, not a curated record. Lineage: Eukaryota; Fungi; Ascomycota; Eurotiomycetes; Eurotiales; Aspergillaceae. The transcript has a single exon. Gene Ontology annotation, molecular function: protein binding. The coding region runs from base 1 to 861 and encodes 286 amino acids.
AUGUCUGACCAGCCGCCCUCGCCUGAUCCCCAUCCAAAUGAGUCUCGUGCCGUGCCCUCUGCACCUGAGACACCUUCACCCGAUGUUGAGAAUCCUACGAUAGAGACAAGUUCGCCCAAUGACGACCAUGCAGAUACCCCUCUUGAGAGAUCGCCUUCUCGGGACGAUCAAGAGCACCCCUCAUCUUCGCCUGCUUUGAAUGACCCUGUCCCGACGUCCAACGACUCAGAAUCAGCACCACCUUUGCCCGACGAAGUGCCUCCUCCACUUCCUGAUGAGGCACCACCUGGAAAAGCCGAGGACGACGGAUGGGAGCCCGUCUGGGAUGCAACGUCACAAGCCUUCUAUUUCUUCAACCGAUUCACCGGUCUUACCCAGUGGGAAAAUCCCCGAGUGCCUGAAGGCGCAGCUCCCGGCACUGAGAGUGCCAGCGCCAGCGCAGCCGGAGCCCCGAAAGCCCUCGAGGAAAAGGCCCCAGUGCUGGGGGGUUACAAUCCCGCUAUUCAUGGUGAUUACGACCCGAAUGCCUCUUAUGCGCAGCAGCAUGAGCAAUUGUCUCAAGAGACAGGUGGAUCAGCAGUCGAUGCUGCGGCCGCAUACGCCGCGACCGGCACAUUCAAUCGGUUCACCGGUCGCUGGCAGGCCGAUGCAAACCUCCCAGAGAAUUACAAUGAUGAGAAUAAGGCGAGGCGGCAAAUGAACGCAUUCUUCGAUGUCGACGCGGCGGCAAACAGUCACGAUGGACGAAGUCUCAAGGCUGAGCGCAGUGGGAAGAAGCUGAGCAAGAAGGAAUUGAAGAUGUUCAAGGAAAAGCGCCGGGAAAAGAAAGAAGAAAAGCGCAGAGCUUGGCUUCGGGAUUGA